UAUUGGAAACAGCAGCCCCCGCAAAACGCGCAUCUUCGCGGUCUCUCUAGCACUCUCUCUCUCAAAGAACAAAAUAGGAAAGAACAGCGAAAUCAAUCUUCAAAACCUUUUUUUUUUGUAAAUUAUACUGUAUUCGCCGACUCUCAGAUUCGUCUGCUAAGCCUACAAUCAGAAGGGAUUGAAUAACGGUGAUGUUGGGCGCAUUAAGGAGAAACGUUGCGAGCAGAGGCUCAUCAGCUUCGGCGUUAAGGAAGUCAUUGCAUGCGAUUCGGCCGGGUGUUUCAGCGUCCGGAGUUUCAUCGGAUGCUGGAAAAGAGAUACUAUUACUUCAGCCAAGAGGAAUUACCCAUGUCCGGAACUUCUCUCCUCUUGUUCUGCCGGGCUGUUCUAUUGGUUUAACAAAGACAAGGGAUGUCAUUUCUAGCAUUCAGUCAGAGACUAUCAUGCAAAAGUCAUGCAGGGCUUUCUCUUCUGGAGAUGGAGAUCUGGUUGAUGCUGUUGUCCCUUUCAUGGGAGAAUCAAUAUCUGAUGGCACUUUGGCAACAUUCUUGAAAAAACCUGGUGAUAGAGUAGCAGCUGACGAACCAAUUGCUCAAAUAGAAACUGAUAAGGUAACAAUUGAUGUUAGCAGUCCCCAAGAUGGUGUGCUACAAGAGUAUGUGGCCAAGGAAGGAGAUACAGUGGAACCAGGUAACAGGAUUGCUGUCAUUUCAAAGUCUGCUGAGGGUGUAGCACCAGCUGCCCCUGCUGAAAAGAAAUCAGAAAAAGCUGCUUCCGAGCCAUCUCCAGCUGAAACUGUGGAGAAGCCUAAAACCCCAUCAUAUGAUGAAGGGGAUCUGGUUGAUGCUGUUGUCCCUUUCAUGGGAGAAUCAAUAUCUGAUGGCACUUUGGCUACAUUCUUGAAAAAACCUGGUGAUAGAGUAGCAGCUGACGAACCCAUUGCUCAAAUAGAAACUGAUAAGGUAACAAUUGAUGUUACUAGUCCCCAAGAUGGUGUGCUACAAGAGUAUGUAGCCAAGGAAGGAGAUACCGUGGAACCAGGUAACAGGAUUGCUGUCAUUUCAAAGUCUGCUGAGGGUGUAGCACCUGCUGCUUCUGCUGAAAAGAAAUCAGAAAAAGCUGCUUCCAAGCCAUCUCCCCCAACUGAAACUGUAAAGGAGGAUAAGCCAAAAGCUAAAGUUGAAACUUCUCCUUCUGUCGAGAAGCCUAGAGCCCCAUCUCCACCACCUCCAAAACGAACUGCUACUGAACCUAUACUUCCACCCAAGGAAAGGGAAAGAAGAGUUCCUAUGACAAGGCUUAGGAAACGGGUUGCUACACGAUUGAAAGAUUCUCAGAAUACUUUUGCAAUGUUGACAACAUUCAAUGAAGUCGACAUGACUAAUUUGAUGAAGCUCCGCUCUGAUUAUAAGGAUGCUUUUGUUGAGAAACAUGGUGUCAAGUUGGGAUUUAUGUCCGGAUUUGUUAAAGCUGCUGUUAGUGCACUUCAGCAUCAGCCUAUUGUAAAUGCUGUAAUUGACGGGGAUGAUAUUAUUUAUAGAGACUAUAUAGAUAUCAGCAUUGCUGUUGGUACUCCGAAGGGGCUUGUCGUUCCAGUUGUCCGUGAUGCUGAUAAGAUGAAUUUUGCUGAGAUAGAGAAGACAAUUAACAGCCUUGCAAAGAAGGCAAAUGAUGGGACCAUAUCAAUUGAUGAAAUGGCUGGAGGCUCGUUUACAAUAUCCAACGGUGGUGUUUAUGGAAGUCUGUUGAGUACCCCCAUUAUCAACCCUCCUCAGUCGGCUAUCUUGGGUAUGCAUUCAAUAGUGUCCCGACCAAUGGUUGUUGGAGGUAACGUAGUCCCAAGACCUAUGAUGUAUGUUGCCCUCACUUAUGACCAUAGGCUGAUUGAUGGAAGAGAAGCGGUCUUCUUCUUGCGUCGUAUCAAGGAUGUUGUGGAAGACCCCCGCAGGCUGCUACUUGAUGUAUGAAGGCCCUAAUAGCAACUGCUGUUAUAUUUCAUUAGCAUUAGAUGCAUACCUCUUGUUUAAAUGAACAAGAAUAAAUGCCUGAAGUUUUGUAGGGUUUCAUUUGUUGAUUCACCCUUUAUCGAGUUCCAAAAUUGCGGCUAGCCAUUGUUGAACUAUAUCAAGCAUCGAAAACAUAUUUCUAGUUUCUGUUGUGCAAAUAUGUUUUUCUUUCUAUUUUUCUCCAAGUUCUUUAAAUUCUGGUGUGAAGGUACCCACGUUACCAAUGUGGGUUCAAUGUAUCAUCCAUAAAUCAACAUUGGCGACACUUUAAAUGUGAAAAUCAGACAUGGACAGGUU
Molecule: messenger RNA, 2303 nt
Organism: Durio zibethinus
Lineage: Eukaryota; Viridiplantae; Streptophyta; Magnoliopsida; Malvales; Malvaceae
Product: dihydrolipoyllysine-residue succinyltransferase component of 2-oxoglutarate dehydrogenase complex 1, mitochondrial-like
Biological process (GO): tricarboxylic acid cycle
Cellular component (GO): mitochondrion; oxoglutarate dehydrogenase complex
Molecular function (GO): dihydrolipoyllysine-residue succinyltransferase activity
Source: RefSeq, a predicted model, not a curated record